This is a messenger RNA of Gavialis gangeticus (Gharial), 3110 nucleotides long. It is a transcript of the gene LONP2, whose product is annotated as lon peptidase 2, peroxisomal. Bases 43 to 2601 code for a protein of 852 amino acids. NCBI's taxonomy places the organism in Eukaryota, Metazoa, Chordata, Crocodylia, Gavialidae. The record is from RefSeq and is a predicted model, not a curated record. Gene Ontology annotation, biological process: protein catabolic process; protein targeting to peroxisome; protein processing. The transcript has 15 exons. Gene Ontology annotation, molecular function: ATP-dependent peptidase activity; ATP hydrolysis activity; serine-type endopeptidase activity. Gene Ontology annotation, cellular component: peroxisomal matrix.
GUGGGCGCGGCUGACAGUGGCUGGCCGGGGCUGGGGAGCGCUAUGGCGUCCAGCAGUGCCAUCCAGAUCCCGAGCCGCCUGCCGCUGCUGCUCACGCACGAGGGCGUGCUGUUGCCCGGCUCCACCAUGCGCACCAGCGUGGACUCGCCGCGGAACAUGCAGCUGGUGCGCAGCCGCCUGCUCAAGGGCACGUCGCUGAAGAGCACCAUCAUCGGUGUCAUCCCCAACACCAGCGACCCGGCCAGCGACGGCGACGACCUGCCCUCGCUGCACAGGAUCGGGACGGCGGCGCUGGCCGUGCAGGUGGUUGGUAGCAACUGGCCCAAGCCGCACUACACGCUGCUGGUCACCGGCCUCUGCCGCUUCCAGAUCCUGCAGCUGCUGAAGGAGAAGCCGUACCCGGUGGCUGAGGUGGAGCAGCUGGACCGGCUGGAGAACUUCACCCGCCGGCCCCAGGCCGAGGAGGACCUGGGCGAGCUGUCGGAGCAGUUCUACAAGUACGCCGUGCAGUUGGUUGAGAUGUUGGAUAUGUCUGUCCCUGCAGUUGCUAAGCUGAGACGACUUUUAGACAAUUUGCCUAGAGAAGCUUUGCCAGAUAUACUGACUUCGAUCAUUCGCACAACCAACCAAGAGAAGCUUCAGAUUUUGGAUGCUGUUAGCUUGGAGGAACGAUUCAAGAUGACUAUACCAUUGCUUGUUCGACAGAUUGAAGGUCUGAAGCUGCUUCAGAAAACCCGAAAACCCAAACAGGAUGAUGAUAAAAGGGUUGUAGCUAUUCGUCCUAUUAGAAGGCUCAAUCACAUUCCAGGUGCUGCAGAGGAAGAGGAGGAAGAAGAAGAUCAUGAUGAUGUUGUCAUGCUAGAAAAGAAAAUUAGAACAUCCAGUAUGUCAGAGCAAGCUCUUAAAGUAUGUCUAAAAGAAAUGAAGAGAUUAAAGAAGAUGCCUCAAUCAAUGCCAGAAUAUGCUUUGACCAGGAAUUAUUUAGAACUGAUGGUGGAACUUCCAUGGAACAAAAGUACAAAAGACCGGCUGGAUAUUCGUGCAGCCAGAAUUCUUCUGGAUAAUGACCAUUAUGCCAUGGAGAAAUUGAAGAAGAGAGUAUUGGAGUAUUUAGCUGUCAGGCAACUGAAAAACAACCUAAAGGGACCCAUUCUUUGCUUUGUGGGUCCCCCCGGAGUUGGUAAAACUAGCGUGGGAAGAUCUAUUGCAAAGACCCUGGGUCGAGAGUUCCACAGGAUUGCCUUAGGAGGAGUAUGCGACCAGUCGGACAUUCGAGGCCACAGGCGUACCUAUGUUGGCAGUAUGCCUGGCCGAAUAAUCAAUGGCUUGAAGACUGUUGGGGUUAACAAUCCAGUGUUCCUGUUAGAUGAGGUUGAUAAACUGGGAAAGAGUCUGCAAGGAGAUCCUGCAGCUGCUUUGCUUGAGGUCCUGGAUCCGGAACAGAAUCAUAGUUUCACUGAUCACUACUUAAAUGUAGCCUUUGACUUGUCUCAAGUCCUGUUCAUAGCAACUGCCAACACUACAGCUACCAUUGCACCUGCUCUGCUUGAUAGAAUGGAGGUCAUUCAGGUUCCAGGAUAUACACAGGAAGAGAAGAUAGAAAUUGCUCAUAGACACUUGAUCCCUAAGCAGCUAGAACAGCAUGGCUUGACACCUCAACAGAUCCAGAUUCCCCAAGUAACUACCCUGGAUAUCAUCACCAGGUACACUAGAGAGGCAGGGGUCCGCUCUUUGGAUCGUAAGCUUGGAGCAAUUUGCAGAGCAGUGGCCGUGAAAGUAGCAGAAGGGCAGCACAAGGAAACCAAGUCAGAUCGUUCUGAAGUGACGGAAGGAGAAGACAGCAGAGAUCAUGUCACAGAAGAUGCAAAAACCGAGUCCAUCAAUGAUACAGCUGAUCUGGCCCUUCCACCUGAAAUGCCAAUUUUAAUUGAUUUCCAUGCUUUGAAAGAUAUCCUGGGGCCACCUAUGUAUGAAAUGGAGGUCUCUGAACGUUUAAGUCAACCAGGAGUAGCCAUAGGCUUGGCUUGGACGCCCUUAGGCGGUGAGAUCAUGUUUGUAGAAGCAAGCCGCAUGGAUGGAGAUGGUCAACUUACUUUAACGGGACAGCUGGGGGAUGUCAUGAAGGAAUCAGCACAUCUUGCAAUUAGCUGGCUGCGCAGCAAUGCGAAGAAAUACCAGCUAACUAAUGCUUCUGGAAGUUUUGAUCUCCUUGACAACACCGACAUCCAUCUGCACUUCCCAGCUGGAGCUGUCACAAAAGAUGGACCAUCUGCUGGUGUAACCAUAGUAACCUGUCUUGCCUCACUCUUCAGUGGGCGGUUGGUGCGUUCAGAUGUAGCCAUGACUGGAGAAAUUACACUAAGAGGCCUUGUUCUUCCAGUUGGGGGAAUUAAGGACAAAGUCCUAGCAGCACAUAGAGCUGGAUUGAAGAGAAUCAUCAUUCCACAAAGAAAUGAAAAAGAUCUGGAAGGGAUUGCAGUGAAUGUGCGGCAGGAUUUGACUUUUGUUAUGGCAAGCUGCCUUGAUGAAGUUCUUAAUGCAGCAUUUGAUGGGGGAUUUUCAGCCAAGACCGCACUUGAGCAUUUAAAUAGUAAACUUUAAAAACAGAUUACCUGCAUAUGAAAAUUUAGAAGCUGAUCAAUUUUCCAAUUGCAAGUGAUAAAAAAAGGUGCACAGCAUGGGAACAGUAAUUAAGGCUAACAGUGAUAUGCAGGAACUCAACUCAGUCUUCAGUUGGGCUACUAGUAUUAGAGUGGAUUUGUACCCAUCUACCACAUAAAUUUAAUAUAUGCAACUUGUGCACCCAAGUAGAUAGUGACAUUUUUCAAAAGGCUUGAAUGGUUUGCCCUACUUCUCUGCAAGUUCAGUUGUAUAUUGACACCUUCUAAAUUCACUUUUCUAAACUUAACUUUUCUAAGUUAAACUUAUUUCCAAUUAUUUUGGGUAUGGACAAUCACAAAAAUCUGUUCUUGAAGAGUAAAACAAUUUUACAGAAAAAUUUGAAAGUUUAUUAGGCAUUUCUGCAAGGAUUUCUAAACUAAAGAUUAAGUCACAAAAUAAGAAUUUUUCAAAGGAAAGAUAAAAAUAAAGCAAAAAAUCAGUCUCCUUCA